Mus pahari (shrew mouse) is the source of this 4168-nucleotide messenger RNA. RefSeq names its product leucine rich repeat and sterile alpha motif containing 1 (gene Lrsam1). The transcript is spliced from 25 exons. The coding region runs from base 431 to 2629 and encodes 732 amino acids. Gene Ontology annotation, molecular function: protein binding. The record is from RefSeq and is a predicted model, not a curated record. NCBI's taxonomy places the organism in Eukaryota, Metazoa, Chordata, Mammalia, Rodentia, Muridae.
CACCCUGGACGCCCUGUUUCUUAUGGGCAGGCGUCUGCGGCUGAGGACUGCAGAGCGGGGUCUGUGGAAUCUGGAGACUUUGUCAUCCUGAGUUGCGAGUCUGUCUGACAUUUAAAGUUUCGGUCCUCACUUCCUAUGUUUGAAGGAGACCCGACUCCAGCUCAGCUUUUGGGGGCCAAUGGUUUGUAUCUGUGGCCAAGCCUUCGGAGUGACUGGCCUACCUUGAGGUCCACCCUAGAAUCGGAACAUCGGUGGAGGACCUCCCCAUCCACAAAGCCAGGUCCGAGGAGCCGUGCAGGCAGCACAAGAUCAGGACUUGAAAAGCAAGUGUCCCAGCCUGGUGUUUCUACAACCCAGGUCGUAUCACCAGCUGACUGACCUUACUCAGCAUCGGAUUCUCCACGGGGCUGUAAGGAGAAGCAAAUGGGCAAUGGCUGGAAGCCUGCUAAGGGUCCAGAAGAGCUCACGCUGGAGGAUGCCCCUGUUCUUUCGGAAGCGGAAACCCAGUGAGGAGGCUCGGAAACGCCUGGAGUACCAGAUGUGUCUGGCAAAAGAAGCUGGGGCAGAUGACAUUCUCGACAUCUCUAAAUGUGAGCUCUCUGAGAUUCCAUUUGGGGCUUUUGCAACGUGCAAAGUUCUACAGAAAAAGGUGUUGAUUGUCCAUACAAACCAUCUCACCUCCCUGCUUCCCAAGUCCUGCAGCCUCUUGAGCCUCGCCACUAUCAAGGUUCUGGAUCUCCAUGACAACCAGCUGACAGCUCUUCCUGAUGACAUGGGGCAGCUGACAGCCCUGCAGGUAUUGAACGUGGAAAGAAAUCAACUCACGCAUCUCCCUCGCUCUAUUGGGAACCUGCUGCAGCUCCAGACACUCAAUGUAAAAGACAACAAGCUGAAGGAGCUUCCUGACACCCUGGGGGAGCUACGGAGCCUGCGGACCCUCGACAUCAGUGAGAACGAGGUUCAGAGACUUCCCCAGAUGCUGGCGCACGUGCGGACCCUGGAGACGCUGAGCCUCGAUGCACUGGCAAUGGUCUACCCCCCACCAGAGGUGUGUGGCGCUGGCACUGCGGCCGUGCAGCAGUUCCUCUGCAAAGAGUCAGGACUGGACUAUUACCCACCUUCUCAGUACCUGUUGCCAGUCCUGGAGCAAGAUGGAGCAGAGAACUCCCAGGACAGCCCCGAUGGACCCACGAGCAGAUUCGCCAGGGAGGAGGCUGAAUGGCAGAAUCGGUUCUCCAACUACGAGAAGCGGAAGGAGCAGAAGAUGCUGGAGAAGCUGGAGUUCGAGCGGCGCCUGGACCUCGGGCAGCGGGAGCACGCUGAGCUACUGCAGCAGAGCCACAGCCACAAGGACGAGAUCCUGCAGACGGUCAGGCAGGAGCAGACACGGCUAGAGCAGGACCUGAGUGAGCGCCAGCGCUGCCUGGAUGCAGAACGGCAGCAGCUGCAGGAGCAGCUCAAGCAGACGGAGCAGAGCAUCGCCAGCCGCAUCCAGAGACUCCUGCAGGAAAACCAGAGGUCGAGUGAGUGGAUGCGUUUUGCUUUUACAUUUUUUUUUUCUAGAAUAAGAAUGGAGCAGCUGAUGUCCAUUACCCAAGAGGAGACAGAGAACCUCAGGCAGCGUGAGAUCGCUGGUGAGCCGUGGGAGUUUUGUGGACAGAGCUUUCAGGUGGCCUCGCUGUCGCCCGUGCAGGUUUCUGGCAGCAUGGCUGAAAUGGACAAGCGGUUCCAGCAGAUUCUGUCGUGGCAGCAGAUGGAUCAGAACAAAGCCAUCAGUCAGAUCCUUCAGGAGAGUGUGAUGCAAAAGGCUGCAUUCGAGGCUCUCCAGGUGAAGAAGGACCUGAUGCAUCGGCAGAUUAGGAACCAGAUUAGGCUAAUAGAAACUGAGUUACUGCAGCUGACACAGCUGGAGUUAAAGAGGAAGUCCCUGGACACAGAGGCGCUUCAGGAGAUGGUCUCAGAGCAGCGCUGGGCACUCAGCAACCUGCUCCAGCAGCUCCUCAAAGAGAAGAAGCAGCGGGAAGAGGAACUCCAUGGCAUCCUGGUGGAGUUAGAGGCCAAGAGUGAAACGAAGCAGGAAAAUUACUGGCUCAUCCAAUACCAACGGCUUUUAAACCAGAAGCCUUUGUCCUUGAAACUGCAGGAAGAAGGCAUGGAGCGACAGCUGGUGGCCCUGCUGGUGGAGCUGUCUGCUGAACACUACCUGCCCCUCUUCGCCCACCACCGCAUCUCACUGGACAUGCUGAGCCGAAUGAGCCCCGGAGAUCUGGCUAAGGUGGGCGUCUCAGAAGCAGGCCUGCAACAUGAGAUCCUACGGAGAGCCCGGGACCUGGCUGCUGUGUCCAGAAUCCAGCCAGAGUUGAAACCACUGGAGAAUGAGGUCCUUGGUGCCCUCGAGCCCCCCACAGCUCCUCAGGAGCUCCUCGAGUCAGUGCGACCGUCUGCCCCCCCGGCUGAACUGGACAUGCCGACCUCAGAGUGUGUAGUGUGCCUGGAACGUGAAGCCCAGAUGGUCUUCCUCACCUGCGGCCACGUCUGCUGCUGCCAGCAGUGCUGCCAGCCUCUGCGUACCUGCCCGCUGUGCCGCCAGGAGAUCUCCCAGCGCCUCCGGAUCUACCACAGCAGCUGAAGGCGCAGCACCUACCAGCCCCGGCCCUUCCUUGGCACUGUCUCCACCACUGCUGGACCCCACCUACCCUCAUUCCCCAGACGAGGGCAAGACGGCCGUAGCCUUUGUCACCCACCACCUGCCACCCGACCCCCACUGCUCUCUCUGAGCACUAGGCAGGCAAUGUUCCUGGCAAUGUUCCUGGCCUGUGACAUAGCUAUGCUGAACAGUGAACAAAAGACAGGGCAAAUCUGCUGGUGGUGGAGCCUUGGGGCACGGGGCCAAGGUCCAGCAUACGGAGGUGGCCCUGCAGGACUCAGGAAUCCAUGUUAGUAGCCAAGCCUCAGUGCUACACCCAGCUGUCUGCCCCUCCUGGUGGUGUCCAUAUCUGUGGACUGCAUCAGCCAUCCUGUCCUAAGGUGCGCCAGGCCAACUGCUUCAAAUGUCUCUGGGAAGGGGUGGGUUGUGCAAGACUCCCCAGCACCCUUUUGCUUCUUUCUGAACACCCACCCUCCCAUAUCUGCACCCUUAGCCUACAUAGGCAGGUUAAUUCAAAACAGGAGCACCAAUAAAUCUGACUCCCUUGCGGAGUCACCCCUAGGUCCAUGGGAACUUGGGAUGGGUAGGAGAAGGUGGAGUCUGGGGAGAGGGUGGCUCUUCUGGGGGAAAAGGCCAGAGCUGCUGCUCCUGGGUCAGAGGGAAGGCAACAGAGAUGAUGCCCAGUGGAGAGUCAGGCAAUGCCCUCUUCAAAGAGGGCAAGGGGACAGAGCCAGGGACGGGGCCUCUAUUCAUAAGUAGCCUGUGCUCAUAGGACAGGGUGUUCCUGCAAUGAUUAUCCUAGGUGAGGGGGCUGCCAAGGAAGGCAUGUUAACUCUCAGAGGGGCAGCCCACCCUCACCAGCUGUAGUGAAGGGGUUCCAUGUGACAUGGCACCCUUCUGCGCCGUCCCCCCCCCCCCCAGUAUAGUGUGUAUAGCCUACAGCAUGUGCUCAGCAAAUACUACCACUUGACUGGCUCUGGGGGAACUAGACAUUGGCACCUAGCUCAGGCCUGGUGGACACAUGGGAUUGAUGGACCAUCAGAAGGCUAGUCACCUGAAAGCUCUAUGGCCUCUCCCCUUCUCUCUGAGCCUCAGUUUCCCCCUCUAAGAUAGGAGAUUGUAAGAAUGAGUUAGAGAAAGAGGCCUCAGUAAAGUGGUUGUCAUUUGGAAGUCUGGAUCCCCAGAUCUCACCAAUCCAGGCCAGUGCACGUUGUCACCAUACUGAGGAAGCUGAAGCCGGCAGACCCUGGGACUCACCAGCCAACCAGGCUAUCUGAGUUAGUGUGUUCCAGGCUAACGAGACCUCAUCUCAAAACAUAAGGCGGAAUGACCCGAGAUCCUUUGGCUUCCACAUGCACACGCGUGCAGGAACACUGUCAGAUCAGGGGCCUGGUAGCUCAUGUGAUGAGCCCAAGAGAUCUGGGACGAAUGGAUCCCUAGAUACCGUAGGCCUAGAUCUCCCCCCCCCCCAGCAGCACAUGAGGAAAUGAGCUUUAAAUAAAGCGUUUAUUGAUGAGCAGA